AUGACGAGCUCAUCGAUGCUUUUGAUCGUGGGCGAGGCCCUUCGGGAUGUCAGCGCUGAGCUGUUGAUGUUCGUCCUCGCAGCCUUGGUCUAUGUGCUGGCCACCCGGGCGCUUCAUGUACCGAAGAAGAAAGCAGGGCCUGAACCCGAAGCAAAAGCGAAGCGGGUGGUCGAGCGCAAGGUCGGACGGAAGGAGAUGGAGGAGACCGCCGAAGUCUACCACAGUCUUUUGCAGAGCACCAAGAGCAAUGAGGCAUCACAGGUUCUGAUCUCCCUGGAGCAGUUGGAUGCGUCACAGCGAGCGGCCUUGCCCCUGCAGCUGGCCGUCAAGGUGCUCUUGGCUGUGGCACGUUCUAGCGAGGAGGACGGCACAACAGCGCAAGUUUUGGCGGCACGCCUUCAGCAACUGUCCUUGCACUUGGACCUGCGCAGCUUCGAGGGAGCGGCGCAAGAGGCCUCGCGCUGGCGCAACGUCCACUGCUGCCGAAGGCUCUACGACUUGGCAGGUCUUUUGUCCGUGCAGAUGAGCGAGAAGUUCUUGGUGCUUUUGGUACGAGGCCACUCCAAUGAUCAUCCAGCCAUGCACUCGAUGGUGGAACAGAUCUUGGCCCAAGGCUCCUUGACGUUGAGCCGAUCCUUCUUGGACGCCUUGACAGCGCAGUGCACGUCGGCCAACAACCAAGACACCUUGAAGAUGAUCCAGGUGCACGAGAAUUCCUUGGGCAUUGACCUCCACCGCCAGGCACGACUCAUCAGCGGUUACGGAAAGGAGGGCAACUUGGAAGCGGCUCUGGAGGCCUUCCUGAAGGUGAAGAACUCGUCGACUCCGCCCAAUUCCCUGGUCUACAACUGCUUGUUGGACGCGCUGAUCGAGUGCAAGGCCUUCCCACGGGCCUUGGAUUGCUUCGAGGAGAUGCGAAAGAACUCCCUGGCGGACGUGGUCAGCUACAACACCAUUAUGAAAGGCCAUCUCGCAGUAAACGACACCAUGGCAGCCCAGAGAGUCUUCCAAGAGAUGCACCAAGCUGGCUUGGUGGCCAGCCGUGUGACCUACCACGCGCUGCUGAACGCGGUGGUGAGCAAGAAUGACCGUCGCUCUGCUUGGCGCAUGGUCACUGAGAUGAAAGGCAAAGGCAUUGGUGCCAGCACCAUCACUUGCAGCAUCCUCUUGAAGAGCAUUGUGGGGCGAGCACAUGGGCAAGAUCUCCCAAAGGUCCUCGCGCUCAUGCAGGAGUCUCAGGUCCAUAUGGAUGAGGCCCUCUUCGGCGGCUUCGCGGAUGCGUGCGCGCGCGCGAACCAGCUGGAGCUGCUGUGGUCGGUCUUCCAGGAACUUGUGAAGAAAGAGACGCCCUUGCAGAUCAGCGGCCCGACCUACGGGAGCAUGAUGAAAGCCUUUGGCCAAGCACAAGAGGUCCGGAAGGUGAAGGAGUUGUGGACACAGAUGGGCACUCAGAAGGUCAAGUUGACGGCGGUCACCUUGGGCUGCAUGGUGGAGGCCUUGGUGAGCAACAACCAUGUCUCCGAUGCUUGGAAGAUCGUCAAUGAGACCUGGGCCAAAGAGGAGAAUCAAGACUUGGUGAACACUGUGAUCUACUCCACCAUUGUCAAAGGCUUCACCAUGUCUCGGCAACAUGACCAGGUAGUCGCAAUCUACAAGGAGAUGAAGGAUAGGGGCAUUCCAUGCAACACCAUCACUUACAACACCAUGUUGAAUGCCCUGGCCCGUUGUGGGCGAAUGCACGAUGUUCCACAGUUGCUCGCCGACAUGCGUGACAGUAAUCCUCCAGUGCAGCCUGACAUCAUCACCUACUCCACAUUGGUGAAGGGCUGCUGCAUCGCUGGAGAUGUGGAUCGUGCCUUCUCGCUUUUGGAGGAGAUGAAGAAGAUGAGACACGUGAAACCAGACGAGGUGCUCUACAACAGCCUUUUGGAUGGCUGUGCCAAGCAAUCACGGGUGGAGGAGGCCUUGAAGCUUUUAGAGGAGAUGAAGGAGCAAGGCGUGACGCCAAGCAAUUAUACCUUGAGCAUCUUGUGCAAGCUCUUGGGUCGCGGAAGGCGCUUGGAGCAAGCCUUCAAGAUGGUUGCCACCUUCACCGAGCAGUAUGGCUUCAAAGCUAACAUCCAGGUCUACACUUGCUUGAUGCAAGCCUGUAUCCACAACCGCCAGUGCUCCAGGGUCUUGGCUUUGCACGACCAGGUGGUCAAGGAUGGCACCUGCAAGCCUGAUGCCAAGACGUACACGGUCAUGCUACGGGGCUGUUUGCAGGCCGGACUGCUGGAGAAGGCAGUCUCUGUGGUCCGUUGCGCUUAUCACCUGCCUGGCCAUGACCUCUGCCAGACCACUGGACCUGCUCCAGGGGUGGAACCCGCCUGCUUGGAGGAUCUGUUCAGCGCAUUGAGCUUCGAGCAGAGGGAGGCGCUGACGAAGGACCCACCGGCAUCGCGACGCCGUGGACGACAGGCCGCAUCAAGCCAGCCAUUGCAGGUUCCGGCCGAGGAGGAGCGAGAGAAUGGGGCAUCGCUCUUGACCUUCGGCAAGCACCGAGGGCGAAGCUUUGCGACCGUUUGCCAUGAAGACCCAGACUACUGUGCCUGGGCUAUGGCGCAGCCUCAGCCAUCACCGGCCAUGGCCGAGUUCGUGCGCUACUUGGACUCCUUGGGCCUCUCAGACGUCUUCGCAGCCAAGCGGAGGCGCCGCUCUGUCGCCACACCUGCCCGGAACACCGUGCAGCACGCUCCGUUGGAACGCCCCAAUCGCACGUCUUGGAUGACUUGGAUGACGCUGGAGGGCGCCAAUGGCCUUCAACAGCAGGCGCCACCGCCACGCGACUCGCCACCGCAGUGGGCGCCUGGCAUUCAUCCAGCUUACCUGGCGGCCGCGCAGGCGGCGCCAGCAGCACCGGCUGCAGCGGCACCGGCGGUGGCGCCAUCCGGCCAGUUUGGAGGAUGGAAGCAAGGAGUCCAGAUGGAGCAUGAGACCAGGUCCUUCCAGCCACGUGGUCACAAGAGAAGCCUCAGCCCUUGCUUCCAUGACAUUCGGCGCUGGGUGCGGAAAGUGCCCUUCAGCUGA
Messenger RNA from Durusdinium trenchii, 3069 nucleotides. The record is from the annotation of a GenBank genome assembly. Lineage: Eukaryota; Dinophyceae; Suessiales; Symbiodiniaceae.